CUUCAGGUGCAUCUGGUGUUGAUACAGACAGAGUGUUUGUGAUGGAGGGAGAAUCAGUCACUCUACACACUGGUGUUGAAACAAACCAACAAGACAGAAUCAAAUGGUAUUUCAAUGACACUCGCAUCGCUCAAAUCACUAAAGAUCUCAGCAAGAUCUGUACAGAUGUUCAGUGUAAUGAAGGUACUGAGAGAUUCAGAGACAGACUGAAGCUGGACAAUCAGACUGGAUCUCUGACCAUCAUGAACAUCACAACCACAGACUCUGGAGUUUAUAAACUACUGAUAAGCAGCAGCAACAUUAAAACAUUCAGUGUCACUGUCACUGGUGAGUAUCAUUUUAGUCUUUCACUCGGUGAACCGGUGUCAGUGAUGGAGGGAGAAUCAGUCACUCUACCCACUGGUGUUGAAACAAACCAACAAGAGAGAAUCAGAUGGUAUUUCAAUGACACUCGCAUUGCUCAAAUCACUGGAGAUCCCAAUAAGACCUGUACAGAUGUUCAGUGUAAUAAAGGUACUGAGAGAUUCAGAGACCGACUGAAGCUGGAUAAUCAGACUGGAUCUCUGACCAUCAUGAACAUCACAACCACAGACACUGGAGAUUAUAAACUACUGAUAAACAGCAGCAGAUUUGGCAUUGUAAAGACAUUCAGUGUUACUGUCACUGGACAAAUGAUGCCGCACAAUGAUCCUGACCUGGAGAAUGGUGGAGAACCAUCGCCCCUUAUUCCGACUGAGACUCUACAGAUGUUUGUUGCUGAUAGGACAUCCCUUGAUCAGACUGAUACCAUGAAGACGGGUGCUGCUGGAGGGGCAUCCACUGAUCAGAAUAAAAACACACUGACAGGUUCUGCUGGAGGGGCAUCUACUGAUCAGAUUGAUACCCUGAAGACGAGUGCUGCUGGAGGGGCAUCCACUGAUCAGAUUGAUACCCUGAAGACGAGUGCUGCUGGAGGGGCAUCCACUGAUCAGAUUGAUACCCUGAAGACGAGUGCUGCUGGAGGGGCAUCCACUGAUCAGAUUGAUACCCUGAAGACGAGUGCUGCUGGAGGGGCAUCCACUGAUCAGAAUGAGACCAUACAGACAAAUGCUGCUGGAGGAGCAUCUGCUGAUCAGACUGAGACCCCGCGGAUCGGUGUUGCUGAAGGGGCACAUGUUAAUCAGACAGGGUGUUACCUGCAGUAA
Molecule: messenger RNA, 1184 nt
Organism: Sinocyclocheilus rhinocerous
Lineage: Eukaryota; Metazoa; Chordata; Actinopteri; Cypriniformes; Cyprinidae
Exons: 5
Coding region: 42-1184 (380 amino acids)
Source: RefSeq, a predicted model, not a curated record